AGCGGCAGCAGCAGCAGGUCCGCUUGUUCGGAGCCGCAGGACGGAGUGAGGAGCGGCUCAGGUUGAGGUAGGACAGCGGUCAUCACCCCAUCCACCCCGCGCUGGGCUCUAACCCUCGGAGGACCGUCUGGGGAGGUGUUUUAGACCUAAAUCAGGGAGAACAUCUUCACCAGCAGAGGAGCUUCAUCCAGCCCAGCCCGAGCGCUGUUAGCCUUAGCUCCUCGGCUCCUCUGACUCGGAACCCUGAUAACAGGUUCCCGGUGCUGUGCUGAUCAGCUCUGUUAUCUAGAGCAGAGUUACAGGGUGUUAUUGAGGAGCUGUCUCGAUCGUCUCUGUCUGGACCCAGAGGCUCAUCCUGCGUGUUUACCUGUGUUGUACUGAUCUGAGGAGGCGGUUAUCAUUGAUAUCACAGUGCAUAUCAUUCAUAAACGGUCUGUCUCUGAAAGCUUCGCUCCUGCGGACGGUUUUAUUCAUCAGAACGCAGCAGAAACUGCUUUACAGGCCGCGUUGAGCCGCAUCUGCUGUAUUAGAGAGUCAUGAACACUGGGUCGAGUGACCUCCUGCUCCUGGUGACCUCUGCCGCACAGGUUAUAUACACCUCCACAUACCCCUCAGAUGAUACCACCAGGAGGAGUCUGUCAGACUGCUGAAAUAAGGAGAGCUUACACAUUGAAAUAUGGAGUCUGCAGAAAGCUCCGUUGUUCUUCCGUGCUCCUCCGGUACUCUCAGCACUGAUUUAUUCAACAGACAAAUACAAAGCAUUACAAUCAAGGAGAGAACUCACCUCUGCCUGGAGUGCGGGAAGAGUUUUACCGAGAGAGGAACCCUUAAAGCACACCAGCGCAUCCACACUGGAGAGAAACCCUUUCAGUGUUUGGAAUGUGGGAAGAGAUUUACUCAGCUGAAUCAUCUCCAGCUUCACCACCGAUUUCACACAGGAGAGAAACCCUUUCACUGCUCAGACUGCGGGAAGAGCUUUAAUCAGCAGAGUCACCUCCGAAUACACCAGCGCAUCCAUACGGGAGACAAACCGUUUCACUGCCUGUACUGUGGCAGUAGUUUUAGUGAUAAAGGCAAUCUCAACAAACACCAGCGCAUCCACACUGGAGAGAAACCGUACUGCUGUUCAGAGUGUGGGAAGACCUUUAAGGACAGAGGUCCUUUCAAAGCUCACCAGCGCAUCCACACAGGAGAGAAACCGUAUUACUGCUCUGAGUGCGGGAAGAGCUUCAAUCAGCUGAUCCAUCUCCAAAGACACCAGCGCGUUCACACUGGAGAGAAACCGUAUUUCUGUUCGUACUGUGGAAAGAGCUUUAGUGACAAAAGUACACUAAAAAAGCACCAGAACAUCCACACGGGAGAGAAACCGUUUCAGUGCCCCAUAUGCGGGAAGAGCUUCAGUCAGCCGAGUCAUCUUCAGCAACACCAGCGCGUUCACACCGGAGAGAAACCGUUUUCCUGCUCCGACUGCGGGAAAAGCUACAGACAUUCAGGUACUUUAAAGGCGCACAAGUGCAUCAGAGUAGACUUGGAAACUCCAGACUUGUGACUGUUAUGAUCCGGAGUCGUAUUACAGAAACAUCCUCGCUCUGACUGUCUGUUUACUCACCAUGCCAACUUCAGUUAAGCUAAAUUUAGGACACGGAAUAAGUUUAUCAACUUAUAAUCUUAUCCACUCCAAACUCUUCAUGAAAUAAGAGAAUUACAUAAGAACCCUGGCUUUGGUUUCUAGUGUUGGCCCUUCUAAUGAAAAGAGAACAUGGUUAUUUUUAGGUAACUUGUCUAGUGACGAGUUCACUAACAUGUCAUUACUUUUUUUUUCUGCAGUUCAAAAAAACCCAGAAAACAAAAAUCCCAGUCAGUUAAUGUUGAUGAAAUCUUGCCAGAUCAAAUACUGCAGCGAUGUUGGCGAAAAAUGAGGCGGUAGAGCUGAACGUGUGGCUGUUUAGUAGCAGGACUAGCGCUGUGGGCAGAAAGUCUUAAAUGGAAACUGAAAAAGGUUUGACGCUCCUUUUAAACAGCAGAGGGCGCCGUCACAAAUUCUUCACUCUUCUGAUUUUGGUUACUGGAACUACCAGUUCAUUGCACUUUAGUUUUGUUUUCCCAUGUUUGUUUAACAGAUGGUAGCUGUCGGUACUGUAACAUACAUUUUGUUUUUCAGAUUUUGUCUCAGCUGUGCGCUUAUCAUUGGUUGCUUGGUAACAGACAUGAUGGAAUUAAUUAAUGACUUCUGUUGUGUGUAUUGGGAUCACCUAACUUGUGAUAAGAUGCUGUGAGAUAAAAUUUAACUUCUAAAUUAAGUUUAAAUUUGCUUCUCUAAUACAAAUUUGUGAAAAAGCUUGUCUUGACCUGUCAGAUCUGAAUUUAGAAGUAAAGAAAAACAAAAAGAAAAAAAAGUUUCUGUAAUACGGCAAGUAUUAAAAAAUGUAAUUCAUAUAAUUUAAUAUUGUGUUAUGUGUAUUUUAGCAAAGUAUUCAAAUAUGUAGAUAUAUUUAAAUAGCUGUAUUUAAAUCCAUGUAGCUGAUGUAGGCAGAUGUUAAUAUUGGAAGGACUGUUAUCCUCCCUUGUGAUUUCAUGCAUGUCUGUCUGUGAUUGUUGUCAGUUGAUCUUGUGUGGUUAUUAUGUUUUAAUUACUUUUGUGUAUGUGGAUGUAACAACGUACUAUAGUCAGUGUAAAUGUAGUAUAUCAGAGAAAGACUGAUGGGAAUGUUCUGGUAUGGAAAUGUCUGUUUACAUGAACGUCCUACCUGCUUUUAUAGACAGUCCCUUCCACUCUGCCCCAUCUUAGUCCUCACAACAGCAAAUAAACAUGGUGAAACGGCGUGAUGAGGACCGUGUGUCACCAUGUACUAGUGCUGUGGGGAAAGAGUGCUGCUCUUUAAAAACGUCACCAAAAGGAAUAAACCGAGUGAAUAUUAACAUCUAUAUAAGAAUGCUUUUUCAUAGGUUUAUAGGUUGUAUGAAAAGCUAGAUAGGUGUGUAUUGUCAUGGGUUAAAACAACAUAUCAGUGUUUUCAGCUGGAGGCAACACAAUUUGUCUUAUUUUGAACACAAAGAGUGUUAAAUCAGAAAAAGUGGCACAAAAAGUGUUAGAAUGGUCAGUUUUUAGAGUGUAUCUAGCUCACCUCUGAUAUACUUGGCUAAAUAACAGGUGAUGUAAAGCAUGAAUUUUUUUUCCAGAGUUCAUCACUUAGUUUGACAGAUAAAGCAGUGCUAGUAAAUUAAUCACUCUUAUAGAUUGCAUGUAAUGUUUGAUUAACUGUAGCCAAUGAUGCUCACAAGCUAGCCCACCAAGAAAAGACCCAGCAGGGAUGUAACACUGAUGCGACAUCUUUUUCAUGUUGGAUUCUGUUAAUGAUGUCAGAUUACCUUUUGGUUGAUAAUAUGAUGUCAGUAUAACAUUGAGACUCAGCUUGUAACUGAGUUUGUAUGUGUGUUGAAUGUUGGUCGGGCUGGCUAUUAAAAGAUUUGUGUGAAAAGUCUACAAACAUCUGUUUUAAGUAAAAAAAGGUCUAUAUUUUGGGACUAUGCUCGGGAAUAGUUA
Messenger RNA from Colossoma macropomum (tambaqui), 3544 nucleotides. RefSeq names its product zinc finger protein 239-like. The record is from RefSeq and is a predicted model, not a curated record. The coding region runs from base 677 to 1549 and encodes 290 amino acids. Lineage: Eukaryota; Metazoa; Chordata; Actinopteri; Characiformes; Serrasalmidae. Gene Ontology annotation, cellular component: nucleus. The transcript has 2 exons. Gene Ontology annotation, biological process: regulation of transcription by RNA polymerase II; central nervous system development. Gene Ontology annotation, molecular function: DNA-binding transcription factor activity, RNA polymerase II-specific; RNA polymerase II cis-regulatory region sequence-specific DNA binding.